AUGCUGGGACGUACGCCAUCAACAAAUCCGUCGGCUCAGAUUGGUGGCGCACGCGUUGGUCCAGUUGGGCGCGGCUCGCCCUCGAUCAUGCCCCUGAGCACACCUCCCCAGCAGCCACGUCAGCCUUUGCCACAAGGUCCAAUGGUGCCAAAUCAGCCCGUUCAGCAGCGGCCAGCAAAUGGAAUGCCUGGGCAAGGUAGCUCAGCUCCGAUGCCGUCUCAACUAGACCAUCAAAUUCGUCAGUCACAGCAGGUUAAUCAGGGCCACCCAAAUCAAGGACAGGCCUGGAUUCACCAUAAUCAGGCUGGCCCGCAGCAGAGCUCGCCUCGCACUUCAGCCUUGUAUCACUCGAAUCGACAGGCGAACAAUCCCGCGGCAAAUGGGGCCCCUAGAGUGCUUCCUUCGCAACCUCAUGUUCCUACGUUAGGAAGCAAUCAUUACGGCCCUCCAAGAGCCGGAUCUGGACAGCCUGUCAAUGGUUCUCAGCCUAACCUAGCCGAUCGUAGCAACCGGGGACCUCUGCCGCCCAUGAAUGCUGGACCGAUGGGCUCCCGUAUGGACAGACUACAUGCGGGCGAUGCGAGAAACUUUGCGCAAGGCGCCAUGUUACGAGCGGAAGAUGGGUUGAGACAGUCUGCAGACUCCCACCCUGACCGCCUCAAGAUGGCAAAGAGGAAGUCUGAUGCUAGCGACAUGUCAUCUAGAGAUGCGGAUCUGAAGCGCGCGAGAACUGAUACGCCACAGUCGAUAGCCCCCAGGACGAUCACAUUCGCCGAAGUCUAUCAGAACGGGAAAGCGGAGUACAAACACAAUAUCGUCAAAUUCGAGGACGUCUUCUACAUUUUGCGAUGCGACGAGCACGGUGUGCAUUUCAAGCAAAACGCACUGGCAGCCGCAGCCAAGCAUCUCCACGGAGCUUCGCAUGGUCACCAGAAGAAGGAGCACAAGUUAGCGGUUGAAACCAUUGGAUUUCACGUCGUGGACUGCACAGAGGAGCUCGCUGCAAUAAACAAUGAAUGCGUCCGCCUUGCUUUCGAAAAUGGUUACAAGCCCCUAAACCAGCUGCACGGCCCGAAAUCCGGCGGCAAACGACAGUCGGCCGCUCACACGAUGGCUCCCGUCAGACACCCGUCAGUCUCUGAUUCAUCAUUCCAGGCGCCCCCUAACAGCGCCGGAUCUUACCAAACGAAGUUGGACGCCAGGCCACUGGAGGAGAAACAGCAACGCGGUGUGGAUCAUAUCAUGAACCCAGUCCCAGGUGACAUUUACCACGCAAAAUGGCCAAGGAGCAACAAGCUCUACAUCGUUAUGAUUCUGGGCUGGACAUCUUUGAAGAUGUGCGGAUGGGAUGGCUGGCUCAGUGACACGCAGCUUUGCGACAAGAAGAUCCGACCUACAUGCUAUACAUAUAAUGACGAAGGCAUCGGUGGUUGGGCGCCUGGUUACGGAGAUGGCGAGCCGCGUGAGUUGGACAGGGACGUUCCCGUUUUGUGGUUUGAAAAGAACGGAAACACUCGGCUUGGUUGGCUAGGCGUGAAGUUCAUUCUGAAGCCUUUGCUACUUGACGACCCAGACCGAUCUGCUGAUCCUUUGGACCCGGCCAACAACGCGAGAAAGAAGUAUGCUGAGAUCCGUGGAUACGACUCGUUCGAGGCCAUGCUGGCCCAUGUGCAGGCAAGGCAAUCACCGACAGGAGCUGAAGUGGAGUCGACGACGGUGACGGCGACGACUGCGACGAUUCCCGCGAAGCUGCCGUCGUUUGCUUCGGCAUCGGACUCGGAUCCCGUACCAGAUGUUGAUAUGUACGACUUUGGCGACAAUCCUCCUCCAGCUGACGACUCAGACGACGAAGACUACGUAGAGCCUAAGCGCAGAAAUGGCCAAGAUUCAGAUGACGACAUGGCGGAUAUCGAGGAAGGCCCAACAACACCUCAGCAGCCUCCCCGGCGCAGCACUCAAGAGGUGCGCCCUACGUCGCGGCUGAGCGAGAGUAGUUGGAUGACGGGGAGAUCUGGAGCCGCUGCUGGCACCCGUCUGUCAGCCAAAAAAGACAGGGCAGCAGUUGAUAAGGAGGAUGUGACAAUGGGCGAUGCUGCCCAAGUUUCGCCGUCCAAGGAUCGAGCUGUUAGCAGGGAGAACGCGACUCCCGUCCCCGCGAACACCAAUGGAGGACCCGUCACAGUCGCACUUGGAACCCCAGCGACUCCUCAGAAAGCAUCCGCAGAGAUCGCUGUGAACGGGCCAACUUCGAUUCCCAAUUCCACUCCUAUGACUGAGGGCAGCGCGCCUAUGAGUACCGUAUCACCAGAAUCGAGUCAGCCAACAGUCGUAUCAGCAACCGAGCGGUCUGCGCUCAGUGAGAUUGCCAGGAGUAACGCUUCUCAGAGGCAGAAUGCUCAAGACAGUGCACAUCUGGCGGCGGAAACUAUACGAGCUCCGCCAGCGAGCGAGAACCAGACUCAGAUGGACCAAACAUCAAUGGCAAGCUUGGCCCAGACCGCGAUGAAGACUGCUUCUAAAUCGCCGAGUCUAGACAAGGAAGUUCCUCGUAUAAGCCCCAAGCUGCAAAUCGCAGACUUGGUUAACGACGCAGCCAGCUCUGAAAAGGCAGUGCGUCGACCUCUGCCAUCCAAGCCAGUCCUAGACCUUGUUGAGUCAGCGCCACUCCGACAUCCACUGCCUCAAAAGCCAAGCCAAGGAAUUCAUCUCGAUCAAAUGACGAGGGCUAGCCAACAGCCGUCGCCCGCUCUGUCCACUAAGAGUAUCAAGGAGGCAGCGUCGCCAUCGUUGUACAGCCCGUUUCCUCAACCCCCGCGAAGUGCCAGCGCUGCCAGCGCCGAGAGCGCCGCUCGCCGACCCGAUCCUCGCAUGAGUAUUGCUAGCAUGAGCAGUAGCAGUGCUCACGAUGACCAGGAGCGAGGGACGAUCAAACAGACGGUGGUGAUUGGCACGAGCAACGGCACUGCCUCGGGUAGUAGUACCCCCAAGGUGUUGACACACGCCAGCUUGGUCAACAAUGAGCAGUGGCGUGCAGUCCGGGCAUCAGAGUCGCCGCGGGUCACGCCUGCGGCGCUUCAGUCGCCUCUCAUCGACCGAAGUGCAGCGGCGUCUCCUGCUCUGGGAGGCAAGAGGGAUGCUGAAAACUUUAUCGACGUGUCGGAGUUUCACCAGGGCAGUCAGCAUUGGGUGCAGCCGGGAAAAUUCCUGCGAUUCAACACGGAUGACGAAUCGAGCAGCAUCAUGCGAAGCAAGGAGGAGGACGGCAUGGAGGCGGUUGUGGAUGCCAGCCUAGUCGAGGCAGCAAAGAUGGCGGGAACGACAGUACAGUUGAAGCUCAAGACGGAGAAGGGCGAGAAGUUGGAGCAGAGACUGGUGUUUGAGGCCAACUCGGUAACGGGUAGCCAACGUGGAGCAAAGCUGCAGGCGACCAAGUUCUAUCGAUGGCUUUCAGCCAAGAACCCGGAUAUGCAGCACCUGUUUUGA
Molecule: messenger RNA, 3483 nt
Organism: Colletotrichum godetiae
Lineage: Eukaryota; Fungi; Ascomycota; Sordariomycetes; Glomerellales; Glomerellaceae
Exons: 1
Coding region: 1-3483 (1160 amino acids)
Source: RefSeq, a predicted model, not a curated record